AUGGCAGAUAUGAGUGCUUGGGAAGUCCUUGGUGUUCCCAAAGAAGUUCAGAGAGGACUCAGUGAACAAAGUUUUACUACACCAACCCCUAUACAGACUCUCUCCCUUCCACCUGCAAUAUUCCACCACAGGGACAUCAUUGGUGCAGCAGAAACAGUGAGUUCAAUCAGAGCAGUUAGAUUGGUGGAGGUCUCUUUUUUUAUGUGCAUUGUUUGUUUACUUUUUUUACUACUAUUUUGAAGAAUUCUUUUUUUUUUUGGAGGGGGAGAGAGAGAGAGAGUAGAAAAAAAUACUUUUUCAACAUGUACAUGUAUUUACUAUGAUGUACACCUAGCUCAUUUACGUGUAAGAAGACCUUCCCACACAUUAUAGCAAACAGUUUCUGUUACUUUAGAGCUGGUCUUUGACCUGAAUUAAUGUCUAAAGUAGGUACUACAUGAGUUUUGAAUAAUUAUAAAUAUGACUUUUGUGAAAGCACUUUUGAGGAGAGCUGUCGAGCUGAAAUUAUGUGUAUAGUGUACCUCUUGAGAGAAAGCUCUGACUGACUGAUUAACUGAAGGUUAAAUUUUGCUAGAUCUUAAGAACUAACUUGGUAGUUCUUCCCUCUAUAUGUAGGUGUAAUCUAUCUUCCUAUAGUUGGUUGAUGGAACAUUAUUUAUACAAAAAUGUGCCUUACAGUAAGAUUAUCAAGAUAAGUCCCUUCAGCUUGCAAGUUUUGUAGUUCUCAUAUCAUUUGUUGGAUAAUGCCUUGAAAUUGUCGGUUGAAGUUAUGAUAAAAUCACUUGGGAGAAGCAUAGAUUUCAGGAAUGGCUGGUUUUUGAGGAGGUUAUUAUUUAAGGUUAUUAAUUUAAAAAAUUGUGUGUAUUUACUAGGGUUCAGGUAAAACACUAGCCUUUGGGAUUCCAAUUCUCACCCAUAUGCUUGGCCACAAGUCCAGUCAAGAAGCAGGUGAAACUACAGAAAAUACUACCAAAAAUAAUGCUACAGAAGCCACAGAAACUGGUAAUGGAACAUCCAAGCUCAAGAAACCACUCCUGGCAUUGAUAAUGACACCAACCAGAGAAUUGGGGCAACAAAUAAAAAAUCAUCUUAAACAGGCUGCAAAACACUCAUCUUUAGAGGUAACUUUAUGUACUUAAAUUGACAAUUUGGAAGUCAUCUCCACAGUUAAUUCUAUUUUCCCAUUGUUAGAAACUCUAUUAUUACUUUAUUUUUAUUGGCCCAAGUCAAUUUUGUCUUGUGAGCCUUCAAUACUAUUUUUUUCAAUGGAGCAGAAGGUAAACCAAUCUCUUGUUUGGAAAGUAUUUUUUACAUUUUUUUGGGGAAACAUGAUUUUGUAGCCUCAAUAGAUUUAGGCAGCUUAAAUAACAAUGAGUCAGCACUGAAACACAUCCCUACAAACAUAAAUUCUAUUGUUUUGUGGUACCAAAUUCUGGAGUGAAAUAUUUAUUUUAUCUACACCCCUUCAGCAGCAAAGUAUAUAAAAACCCUUUUGUUCACAGAAUUACAAUCCUAAUUUGUAUAGGUUGAACUUAAAUCAGGGCUGAAAUACCCAAAGCUCCAAUCUUUGCUUUCCAUGAAUCAAGUAAACCUUCUUAAGAGUUAAAAUUCUCAUUAAAAUGUAAUUCAGUCCAUUUUAAUAACUUUCGAUUCUAAUUCGUUACACUAAUUUUGGUUUCAAUUUGUAGGACCCGCGAAACAGGCCAUAUGGCAAGGGGAAAAAUUUGCACAAUCACGUCACGCAACAUAUCAAGCUGGGUUUGUCCAGUUGA
Pocillopora meandrina is the source of this 1772-nucleotide messenger RNA. The record is from the annotation of a GenBank genome assembly. NCBI's taxonomy places the organism in Eukaryota, Metazoa, Cnidaria, Anthozoa, Scleractinia, Pocilloporidae.